CGCGCCUCAUCAAAAGUCACCUUGAUCCAGCACGGCCGUUCCUCAUUCCACACUAUCAACGUUGUAUAGUUGUAUGGUCGCAUAAGCAGAUUGAACUCAGCCCUACGUGCUCAACUUGCGCCCAAGGUCCUCCGCCGCAACAAUCAGCAAAAUCGAUUCGAAGCCUGUAGGAAGGGACUUAACAUUUCUGUCGACCACGCUUCGAGAAAUUGGAAGAAAACAUACAAUAUGGAUAGCGAAUCUCUUAGUGUUGGGUCGCCAGCUACGAUAGCAACUCCUAACACUAAUGCGCAAGGCCAACAGCAAGGGGAGGCUGGAACCCCUGUGGUGGAAGGGGCAGGUGAUGCAGCAACCAAUGAUCCCUCUGCAACGGAUGCCGAAACUUCAGAACCAGCUAUCAAGCCGGACACCUCAACAUCUACUCCUGCUGUAGUAUCAGAUAACCCCCUCGACGCGCCUGAAGGACCUAGGCCUGAAGACACAAGGCAGGAUACGGAAAUGGGCGAGGCACAGGAGGAUGUCAAAGAUGGGCAGCAACUUGUCACAACCGGCGAAGGAGUAGAUGCGACUGCGGCAACUGGACAAGUUGAGCAAACGAAAGCGUCAAUCGAAUCUACUGCGCGUGAACACCUCAUCUCCCAAACACAUUCAAUCAUCCUACCAAGUUACAGUACUUGGUUCGAUAUGCACCAAAUCAAUAAUAUUGAGCGCAAGGCACUGCCUGAGUUUUUCAACAACAGAAAUCGAAGCAAAACGCCAGCUGUGUAUAAAGAUUAUAGGGAUUUCAUGAUCAACACAUACCGUCUAAACCCCGUGGAGUAUCUCACUGUGACUGCAUGCCGCAGGAAUCUCGCGGGAGAUGUAUGCGCUAUCAUGCGCGUGCAUGCGUUCUUGGAGCAAUGGGGUCUUAUCAAUUACCAGGUUGAUGCGGAUGCUCGGCCGUCAAACGUCGGCCCACCAUUCACUGGUCACUUCCGAGUAAUUGCGGAUACACCUAGAGGACUGCAGCCGUGGAAUCCGGCAACGGACCCGGUCAUUACACAGGGAAAGCCAAGUGCAGACACAGACGCAAAGGCGAAGGCAGACGGGAAGAUUGAGCGUAAUCUAGAGAUUGGCCGCAACGCCUAUGAGCCGAAUGGCAAAGAAGUGACUCAAAAGACUGGAGACAAACAGGCGAAUGGAGAAUCAGCGACCAACGGUGCUGACCCUAGCAAGGCUCUCGAUGCUCUCCUGAAAAGCCCGAUCGCCAAAGUCAACUGCUACUCUUGCGGAGUUGAUUGCACGCGCGUCUAUUACCACAACGGAAAGACUGCGCCAGGAGUUACCAGCUCGGGGAAGGCGAAAUAUGACGUCUGCCCGAACUGCUUCCUCGAACUCCGUCUCCCAUCUAACCAAGACUCAUCGCUUUACGUCAAAAUCGAAAACCCGUCUUACAGCAAGUACCCGGAUCGUGAUGCCCCUUGGAACGAUGGCGAGCUACUGCUGUUACUGGAAGGCCUCGAGAAGUUUGACGAUAGCUGGCAAGAGAUUGCAGAGUAUGUCGGAACCCGAACCCGCGAGGAGUGUGUGGUAAAGUUCUUGCAAUUGGAGAUUGAGGACAAAUACCUCGACACAGAGCCAGCUGUAAAUGGAAGCACUGGGCUUGGAUUGCUUGGAACAUCCGGUGGACAGCUUCCAUUUAACCAAGCCGACAACCCAGUAAUGUCUGUCAUCGGCUUCCUGGCCAACCUAGCAGACCCAGCCGUCGCAGCUGCCGCCGCUGGAAAGAGCGUUGACGCAAUGAAGAAGAGUCUGCGUCAGAAGCUAGACAAGGAUUAUGGCGGCGAUGAUGCGUCUGACUCGAAAGACAAGCAAAACGACGCUAUGGACAUUGACAUUCACCACCACGAAACGACCACGACUACCACCACCACAACCACCUCUACAACCCUCGCCACUGCAUCCCUAGCUGGAACUGCUGCCCGCGCCUCUGCCCUGGCAACACAUGAAGAGCGCGAGAUGACACGCUUAGUCUCCGCAGUUGUCAACACGACAUUGCAGAAGCUAGAUCUGAAGCUGCAGCAGUUCAAUGAGAUGGAGGCGAUCAUCCAGGAGGAGAGACGCGAGUUGGAGAGGGGAAGGCAACAGCUGUUCCUCGACAGACUCACCUUCAAGAAGCGAGUUCGUGAUGUCCAGGCGGGCCUACGGGUAGCGGCUACUGUAGGUGGAGAGGAAGGGAACAGGAUGGCGCAGGAUGUUAUGGAUACAGGCGACAGGUUGAGCUUCCAAGGCCCUGGCAGCAAUGACAAUGUGCAGCCGCUGAGCGCUGAAGGGGCUGUCAGUACCUACGAGAUUUGAGAUACAGGGGAUGGUUAGGGGUGGCGAGUGAGGUGUUUUGAUAAUGGCGUAUAGGGGUUGAAAUUGGUCAAACGGGCGACGACCGGAUGGGCCGGAUACGUGAGGAUUUCAUGAGGCAAAGCCGCCAGUUGGUUGCGGUUUUCUUCGAACUUCAAUGUGAGCUUAUUAUUAGUUGUAUUGUACGUCUAGAAAAUGGGA
Molecule: messenger RNA, 2535 nt
Organism: Pseudogymnoascus destructans
Lineage: Eukaryota; Fungi; Ascomycota; Leotiomycetes; Thelebolales; Thelebolaceae
Exons: 3
Coding region: 229-2337 (702 amino acids)
Biological process (GO): positive regulation of DNA-templated transcription
Cellular component (GO): SWI/SNF complex
Molecular function (GO): histone binding; DNA binding
Source: RefSeq, a predicted model, not a curated record